AUGACAGCACCUCUACGAAAAUCACACCCACUAUUUAAAAUUGCCAACGGGGCCCUAGUAGAUCUACCCACCCCCGCUAACAUUUCAAUCUUAUGAAACUUCGGAUCUCUCCUAGGAAUAUGCUUAAUAGUACAAAUUGCAACGGGAUUAUUUCUAGCUAUACACUAUACAGCAAAUGUAGACCUAGCCUUUUCUAGGGUCGCCCACAUUUGCCGAGACGUAAACUAUGGCUGACUUCUACGAACAGUACACGCUAACGGGGCCUCAUUUUUCUUCAUUUGUCUUUACAGACACAUUGGACGAGGAAUUUAUUAUGGUUCAUUCUUAUACAUACACACCUGAUCAGUAGGAGUAAUCAUUCUAUUUUUAACCAUAGCAACAGCCUUCCUAGGAUAUGUCUUACCCUGAGGGCAAAUAUCAUUCUGAGGAGCAACCGUUAUUACUAACUUAAUAUCAGCUAUUCCAUUUGUAGGAACAGACCUAGUACAAUGAAUUUGAGGAGGAUUUGCAGUAAGAAAUGCAACUCUUACACGAUUUUUCACAUUCCAUUUCUUAUUCCCAUUUAUUAUUGCAGCCGCAUCUAUAGUCCACAUUUUAUUUCUCCACCAAACAGGGUCUAACAACCCCUUAGGAAUUUCCAGUCAGCUAGAAAAAGUUCCAUUCCACCCAUACUUUUCAUUUAAAGAUAUUGUAGGAUUUGUGGUAACAUUAGCAGCCCUAAUCAUCUUAACCCUACUAGACCCUUAUCUACUAGGAGACCCAGACAAUUUUAUUCCAGCUAAUCCCCUAGUCACCCCCGCACACAUUCAACCCGAAUGAUAUUUCUUAUUCGCGUAUGCGAUUCUACGGUCCAUUCCUAACAAACUAGGCGGAGUUAUUGCACUAGUUAUAUCAGUAGCUAUUUUAUUUAUUCUUCCUUUUACCCACAAAAAUAAAUUUCGAAGACUCGCCUUUUACCCCAUUAGUCAAAUCUUAUUUUGAUCUAUAAUUAGAAUCGUUAUCUUACUGACAUGAAUUGGUGCCCGACCCGUAGAAGACCCAUACAUUUUAACCGGACAAAUUCUCACAGUUCUUUAUUUUUCUUUCUUCAUCAUUAACCCCCUAGCAAUAAUUACAUGAGAUAAACUAAUAGACU
Molecule: messenger RNA, 1135 nt
Organism: Macrobrachium nipponense
Lineage: Eukaryota; Metazoa; Arthropoda; Malacostraca; Decapoda; Palaemonidae
Source: the annotation of a RefSeq genome assembly